Molecule: messenger RNA, 893 nt
Organism: Nasonia vitripennis (jewel wasp)
Lineage: Eukaryota; Metazoa; Arthropoda; Insecta; Hymenoptera; Pteromalidae
Exons: 4
Coding region: 27-890 (287 amino acids)
Source: RefSeq, a predicted model, not a curated record
CAGUCGGUAAAUACAUCGUUCCCAGGAUGUCGGGACGGAUGGAAGCGAUUCUCUUGGCCCUGCUGACGUGCUCAUUGAUGGUGGGACAGGCCGAUUCCGGCGAACUACUGGCUAGACGGAAGCGAUACGUCGUCUUCCCGGAAGGAUCGAGUUUCUCGGUAGCCCUCUGCAUGACGGUCCACACCCUGACUCCGGACAACAUCUUCACGGAGGGCCUGAACUGGGGCAUCUCUUACGACCUGCCGAACGAGAGUAAGCCCGAGCUUGCGCCGUUUCUACAGCUGCGCAAGGACCGGCUGAAGCUCGACAGCCCUGACAGCUACGGACGGCUCAGCAAGGGCAAGUACGGAGCAUCGGCGCAGCAGCAGGUCGGCUACUACCAGUCAUCUCCGAUCGAUAAGAUCAAGUACGGCGAUUACUACAAGCCAGACUACGGAGCCCGGAAUAACGAGGCGAAGUACAACAAGCUUCGGUUGGCCGAGAGGAAGAUGUAUAGCAAAGCCGAUUACCACUACCUGCAGCGCAGACACCGGCGCGAUCUCUACAACAAGCUCGAGGUCGUCGUAAACGCUAUGGGCUACGACGGGCGCACUUGCAUCCUGCGGGCCCUCUGCGAAGCGGCUCAGCGGUUCAUGCCACGUGGCAACAGCCUCGUCGAGGAGAUGAUGAGGAUCGUCUUCGCAUUGCCGCUGAAGAGGGUCUUCUCGUUCGAGCCGGAGGAGCACAGGGUGUACACCUCGGCCCAUAAAGCCGGCCACGAGGGCCACGACUGUCCGGCGCUCUUCCCUGGCUGCAGCUUCUCUCUUAUAGAUAUGGCCCUCGGGAAAUAUAACAGCGACGCCGAGGACUACGACGAGGCCGCAGCUUUGCAGCGAUACACUAUGAAGUGAACG